AUGCACGUCAAUGCGCCGUCGCCUGACGUUAGUCACCCCAAACUUGGCGAGCCACAAUUCCAAUCACAUUCCUGGGUCGAGCCCAUUAUUGUCAUCAGCAUCAUGGUCGGCUCACUUGUCAUAAACCGGCGCCGCAACUUCUGCAUCUGGGAGAAGCAAAGAACAUGGGAAACUGAGGAUCAAGUCAACGGAAGUCCUCCAUAUUUUCCACUGGUCGCUACUGAUUGCUCGUCGCAAUAUCAGCCCAAUCCACGGGAAGGGCGCAUCGUCUGUGGGGUUUUUAUCAAAAAUCUAGACUCAUCCCGGUGGGCACAUCACAUCCACAGCCGGGUCAUGCAGAAAUUCCCUUUUCUGGUCGAAAUGUUCUACUGGGCGAUCAAUUACCUGUUUUAUUCAAUCACCAAGGCGACUUCACAAUGGCUAUCGCCUGCAAGUAUAGGCAUUGUCCAGGUGGCCCAGGAUCACGGCAUCAGUAUAAUGAACUUCGAACAUCGAUCAAUAUUUCGCUUCAUAUUUGCAAUCGAAGAAGUCGAAUUUCAAGCCUUUUUCGUAAACAACCACCCUGCUGUGAUGACAUUUUUCAAUCGGGUCUACUCCCUCAUACAUAUCCCAGGGUCCGUCUUAUUUCUUUCAUGGUACUAUCAUGCUGCACCGGACCACAAUACAUUUAGCAUUGUUCGACGCACCAUGACCUUGGGUAAUUUCGCCGCGUUUCUAACAUUUUGCAUCUACCCCUGCAUGCCCCCACGCCUGUUACCCAAAUCCUAUCGGUUUUACGACACUGUUCGUCAAGAGCAAGCCGAAAGCAUUUGGGUUAGCGGGAAGUCUGUGAAUCAGUUCGCUGCCAUGCCCAGUCUGCAUUUUACUUAUGCUUUCGUUAUUGGCUGGACCUUUAUUCAUCAUUCUGGAGUCUUGCGGUUAUUACGGGGCCGAAAGAGUAAUAAACCACUAUCGACGCAGAUCCUUUUUGUUUCCCUGGCCAUUGUUUAUCCUUGCAUUGUCUUAUCGGUUAUUGUUGCUACAGCAAACCAUUAUUGGCUGGAUGCCGUGUGUGCUAUGUUGACAGUUACUGCGUGUUUUGCGGGUAACAGGGUUCUUCUCAUGCUGCUACCAGUUGAGUUUGGUAUUUGUUGGGCAUUAAAAAUUAGCAAACCUACUCCAAGCACGGGGUACCUGACUAACAAGGAUUAUAGGAGGAGAGGACGGGCGCAGUCGUUCCAAUUUGGGGUAUAA
Penicillium cosmopolitanum is the source of this 1233-nucleotide messenger RNA. RefSeq names its product phosphatase PAP2 family protein. Lineage: Eukaryota; Fungi; Ascomycota; Eurotiomycetes; Eurotiales; Aspergillaceae. Gene Ontology annotation, cellular component: inositol phosphoceramide synthase complex. The transcript is spliced from 3 exons. Gene Ontology annotation, molecular function: inositol phosphoceramide synthase activity. Bases 1 to 1233 code for a protein of 410 amino acids. Gene Ontology annotation, biological process: sphingolipid biosynthetic process; inositol phosphoceramide metabolic process. The record is from RefSeq and is a predicted model, not a curated record.